This is a messenger RNA of Lindgomyces ingoldianus, 1584 nucleotides long. RefSeq names its product MFS general substrate transporter. Gene Ontology annotation, biological process: transmembrane transport. NCBI's taxonomy places the organism in Eukaryota, Fungi, Ascomycota, Dothideomycetes, Pleosporales, Lindgomycetaceae. The coding region runs from base 1 to 1455 and encodes 484 amino acids. The transcript has 5 exons. Gene Ontology annotation, cellular component: membrane. The record is from RefSeq and is a predicted model, not a curated record. Gene Ontology annotation, molecular function: transmembrane transporter activity.
AUGGUAGAAAAGGAACCAGUCAGUUUUCCGGACGAGAAGAUUGAGGUUAUUAACGAUACGGCUGGAGCGAACAUUGAUGCAGAAGCGGAGAAGAAGCUGUUGCGGAAAUGCGAUCUUUAUGUCCUUCCUCCGCUUUUUGUUCUCUUCUUACUGGCGUUUCUUGAUCGCACGAAUAUAGGGAAUGCGCGCAUCCAAGGACUCACGGAAGACCUCAAUAUGCACGGAUCGGAUUAUAAUAUUGCACUCUUUGUGUUCUUUAUUCCGUACAUUCUCUUUGAAGUCCCAUCGAAUCUCAUUAUUAAGAAGCUUGCACCUUCCACAUGGCUAUCUCUCAUUAUGGUUCUUUGGGGUAUCUGUACCAUUGGAAUGGGCCUUGUCAAUACCUUCGGCGGCCUCAUCGCCAUGAGAGUCCUCCUCGGUUUCUUCGAAGCCGGUUUAUUUCCUGGCUGUGUCUACCUCAUCUCCAUGUACUACAAACGGUACGAGCUCCAAUGGCGCCUGACCCUCUUCUUCGCCGCGUCCAUCAUCGCAGGCGGCUUCGGCGGCCUCCUCGCCUAUGCCAUUGCCAAAAUGGACGGAAUCCGCGGCUACGGCGGCUGGCGCUGGAUCUUCAUCCUCGAAGGGCUCCUCACCGUUGUCCUCGGCCUCAUCGCAAAAUGGUGGGUCGUGGACUGGCCGGAAACCGCAUCUUUCCUUUCCCCCGAUGAGCGCGCUCUGCUCAUCGCACGACUGUCGGCUGAUAGUGGGGAUGCGGUUAUGAACCGUCUGGAUAAGAGGGCAGUGAGGAGGAUAUUUAGGGAUCCAAAGAUUUAUCUGGGUACCUUGGCGUAUUUUGGAAUUGUGAAUACGGGGUAUGCGGGGAGUUUUUUUAUUCCGACGAUUGUGAAGGAGUUGGGGUAUACGAGCGCAGCGGCACAGGUCCGCAGCAUCCCUAUCUUUGUCGUGGCUACCGUCACUGCUCUCAUUACUGCCUGGGUUACGGACCGAGCCCGCCACCGCUACGCCUUUUGCAUCCUCGGCCUCACCAUCUCUUCCAUCGGCUACAUCCUCCUCCUUGCCCAGAAACACCUCUCCUCCGGCGUAAAAUACUUCGCGCUCUUCCUCAUAGUACCCGGCGGCUACAUAGCCCAACCCAUCACCCUAGUCUGGCUGUCCAACCUCGUCUCCGGGCAUUACAAACGCUCAGUAUCCUCUGCCAUGCAAGUAGGGUUUGGCAAUAUCGGGGGUAUUGUUGCGAGUAAUGUGUUUCUGGAUGCGGAGAAACCGACAUAUAGAACCGGGUAUGGGGUGAGUUUAGGGAUGUUGUGGAUAUGUGGCGCUGCUUGUACGGCGAUGUUUGUGUUUGUGAAGUGGGAGAAUCGGAAGAGGGAGAGGGGAGAGAGAGAUGGGAGGUUGAGUGAUGUGGAUGCGGACAAUUUGGGGGAUGAUCAUCCGCUUUUUAGACUGACGACUUAGAGGAUGGAAUUAGGAAAUGGGUUGUACUUGGGGAGUGGAAGUGAGUUUGAAGAAAGAGAAGGUAGACCGGGUGUGUGGGAGGAGAAGGACGUGAAACGAACGCAAACGUAAACGCAAAUUAGGAAGAAG